CCGGGACCACGGCACUCCAGAGACCUAAUAUCAACACUACAUCAGCACUGCUUUUCUACAAGUCUAUUCUCAUUCAUCAUCUAGUCAUACCCCAUUUAGUCAUAACUUGAACCUCAAACACCUCGCGUAAUAAGUCCUUCCAGAAGCAGCAUCAUGGCUGCUUAUCCCUCAAUCCUCCGAAUCAUGCAUAUCAGCGCGACCCGACAGUUUGGUAAUAAACGGCCCGUUUACAAGGCAAAUUUCCCCCCCUUCUGCAACCACAUUGAAAAAGAAUACCCGUCCUUUCCGUGCCCUAUUCUGCCUAAACCUCCGAAAUACAGGUGAAACGAGGACAAUGACACUCUUGUGAUUGCUUUGGGUAGGCUCCUUGUUGAUCAAUAUCCAUUCACUUGCAUAAGUUAUGUCUUCAACGGCGGUCACUCCUGUUUCUGAUAGAGUUCUUCAAGGCUAGCCCUACCAAGCUGCAUCAGGUUGUUUGAAAAUGCUCCGGAGCCAUAUAGCUAACUGUCUAUAAUUCGGAGAUGAUCUACCUGUGGGUUGUAAUGCCUCGGUGGGUUCAUGACGUUCUACCAUGCUUGGUCCUGCUUGUUGUACUUGUAAGGGUGAUUAUGUCAAAUGUCCGUCCCUUGUCCUGCCUUACCGCCUGGCCCGAAACCUGAAGUUCGAUCGCAAGAACACCCCCACAAGCUAAAAAGUUCAGGCAUGUCAAGGGGGCAGAACCACGAUCCCCUCACGACGGCGCGGCACGGCCUCGGUUUCCGGAACCAGCAGUGGGGUGCGUUUGUGGUCCCAAGGUUCCAUCCGUUCCGUGAGAAGGAGAAGAAGGGCAACACUGCCGGAGAUUAUUUAGGUAGAGACGACACUGGGUGCUGUGAUAUGGAGGGAGCGAGGGAGAGAGAGAGUUUCAAGUGGGAGGCAAAGCAGACAGAGAGAGACACAAGUAAAAUUAAGAGGCGACGGCGUAGCAGCAUUGAUAAGAAAUGACAAACCAACAAACUUCAGAUAGAAAGUGUCAC
Molecule: messenger RNA, 1016 nt
Organism: Fusarium odoratissimum NRRL 54006
Lineage: Eukaryota; Fungi; Ascomycota; Sordariomycetes; Hypocreales; Nectriaceae
Exons: 1
Coding region: 616-984 (122 amino acids)
Source: RefSeq, a predicted model, not a curated record